Molecule: messenger RNA, 2041 nt
Organism: Triplophysa dalaica
Lineage: Eukaryota; Metazoa; Chordata; Actinopteri; Cypriniformes; Nemacheilidae
Product: coiled-coil domain-containing protein 81-like
Exons: 12
Coding region: 106-1662 (518 amino acids)
Cellular component (GO): centrosome
Source: RefSeq, a predicted model, not a curated record
GGUGUUGUGUUUAUAGCAACUGAUUUAUCACAACAGUGUGAAGCCACGAGCUUCUUCUCAGUAUAUGUAGAGUAAUAUGUGUAAAUUUAUGUGUAGUAUGAAGUUAUGAUGAUCAUGAGUCGUGAGCACAAUCUACCAACUCUCUCGCGCCUGACUGGUGACGAUAUUGAUGAUAUUUGGGCAAGAGUGGCGUGUUUCAUAGAGCGACAGAUGAUCACGAGGAAGGGCGUUUGUAUCCGCGGUUUGGGAACAUUUACGUUCUCCUUUGACAAAUGUACACCGAUAUUUAUCCUGACUGAGAAACUCUGCCGCACUUAUGGAUUCAAACAGAAGAAACGUCAAUGUUCAGAGGAUGUUCCUGUGGCUUCACUCAACUUCUCGGCGUUGAGCGCUGACAGUCCGUAUGAACGUGACUGUGUGGAGGGAUGUGUACGUGAAACCAUUCUCCUGCUUCUCCGUGCGGCUUCUGCACUUCAGUCUGUAGCUCGUACUUUCCCUCGAAUCGGAGUUCUCACCUUCCGACAAACCCGAGUGAAGAUGAUCUUCUACCAGGACUUCAUCUCGGCUUUAGAAGCCGCUGGGCAACUUUCAUUAGCGUCAACCAGCAGAGUCGAAUCUCAUUCAUCUGAGAGACAGAAGAUCAUCACGAGACCUGCGACCACCAAUGCCAGAACGUCUGCUAAAGACCCUACGAGAAAAGAUCAAAAGACCGAACCUUCUUCAGCUCAACGGCAGCCCGAUAAAGAAGAUGGACGAGUUUAUGAAUCAUUUGGAUAUACGCCAGCGUCUCGUGGUUCAGCAGAUGGAGAGAUUGAGACAUCGAACACCGACAGAGUUGUGAAGCUGUCACAGCUGGCAGGAGACACGAUGAGCGCGAUGACCAUAAAGAGUCAUUCAGGUGUGAACGAGACGUGCGCUGAUCACAGCCGAGCUGGACAGGAGUUGUGUUAUGUGUGCAUGCAGCGGGCUCGACGAAACGUUCCCCUAUAUGUACCAUAUGAUGAGAGAAAAAGAGCUGAGCAGGAACAAGAGCGAGUCUUAAUGCUCCAUCAACAUCAGAGAGAUCUCCAGUAUUUCCAGAAACAAGAGGCGGACAGAACGAAAAAGCGUGAAGACAGUCGACAGGUUGCGACGUUUAAUCUGGCACUUGCUGAAGUUCAAAGACGCAGGAGGACAUUAAACCAAUCUCAUGGUUCGUACAUUUUUGUGAGUCAUCUCUGCACUCCGGACCACCCGCUGCAGCAGAGACAUCCUGAGACUUCAGCUGAGCAGAGACUUCCAGCACAGAAGAUCUCAGAAGAGCUGAGGAACAUCAGCAGAACAAGAGACCACCAGCUGAAAUGCUUGAACGACCAGAAGAGAGAACGAGAAAUCAUUCAGAAAAACCACCAAGAAAUGUUAGAAGAGCGAAUCCGUCAGUAUGAGAAGGUUCGAAACCUGCAGGUGGCUUGUGAGAAAAACUGGGAACACAGCAUCUCCAUGAGACGUCAACGAGACCGGGAGGAGCUCCAAGACUUCAGGAGGUAUGGAUGUCAGAGUCUAACGGAUCAACUUGAAAAAUAUGAGCGAUGCAACCGAUGCAAACGCAGCACUGCCAACCGCGGCCAGAGCAACCUUUUCAGAGACACAAAUUAUCUGUCUGGAUCUCGCUUGAUGCUAUAGACCAAAAUAUUAAAGACACUGCUUGAUUUUCAGUCUUAAAAUGUGCUGAGAGGGCGUGUGGUGUUGAGUGAAUACCCAUCAUGUGUAAAUCGUGUAUUAUACAACACGUUGUAACCUUCUCUGUAGGACAUUAGUGGAAAAUAAACUUGUGUAUAAGUGAGCUAUACAGAACUUCCAAAUACUCUCCUUAUUUAAGUAAUGAUUAUACCACGGGGCUGUUGAAUGCUUCAAUCUUAUUGGUUGACAAACCUUCUAUGGGUAUGUAUUAACUUUCAGUAAAAUACAUACCUAUGAAGGUGUUCCAAGUCUGCCAACAACAUCAUAGUUCCAAAUAACUUCGCCAAGUUUAAACAACAGAAUGGUUAUAGUGUAGCCUACA